Molecule: messenger RNA, 1549 nt
Organism: Cokeromyces recurvatus
Lineage: Eukaryota; Fungi; Mucoromycota; Mucoromycetes; Mucorales; Mucoraceae
Exons: 3
Coding region: 14-1549 (511 amino acids)
Source: RefSeq, a predicted model, not a curated record
GAUCAAACGUUUAAUGAGACUAUUUCAACCGAAAAAACAUAAUGAAUCCAACAUAACUUUACCAUCCCCAUCAUUAGAUCAUGAAAUACCGCAGUCUAUACCCGGUGAUAAAGCUCUUGGGACACAGCGAAGAAGACAUAGCUUUCGAUCUCUAUGUCACCAUUCACAAAAACAGAGUGAAACACCAUUGCCCUCUUUUAUAGAUCCAGGUUCUAAUAUCUCUGCCCCAGCAGCUCUUGAGACAGGUAGAAUUAUUGCUGACAAGGAUCUAAAGUUUUAUCAGGGCGGAGUACGUAAGAAAUAUCAAACCACAUUGAAAUGGAUUGGCAGAAUUGGGUUUAUCGCAAAAGGAGUUGUGUAUGGAUGUAUUGGUGUAUUGACGAUUACAAAUGUGACAGGCGCUUGGACCCCAAAUGGUAGUCAAGGAAAUGAAUCACCUCAGGGAGCAUUCUUGUUAUUAGGUGGUAUUCCUUCAAUUGGUAGAUCUAUUUUAAUUGUUAUGGCUGUUGGUCUUAUUCUAUAUAUUAUUUGGAGAUUUUGGGAAGCAAUCACAGGUCAAGGCAGUGAUGCUUCUUUUAGUGCUAAAAAGAAUUUCUUUCGAUAUCGACUUUCUCCUUUUGUCAGCGGCUGUGUUUACACAGCUUAUGGAUACUAUGUUAUCCAUAUGAUCUUUCAAACAAAUGAAGAGCAACAAAAAUCUGCUUCCAGUAGUACAUUUCCCGCUAGCUGGACCAAUAACACGAUUGGUAAAGCAGGUAUUGGUCUCUUGGGUGUUGCAUUUCUUAUUGCCUUUAUAACACAAAUGGUGAAUGCUAUUAGUGGUAAUUUUAUUAGGGACCUCAAGACAAGUGAACCCGGAGCUCGUCCAUGGGAAGCCCGUAUUGUACAUCUCUUUGGUCGUAUUGGAUUUGGAGGUCGUGCAGCACUCUUUGGUACUGUCUCAGGUUUCUUUUGGGAUUCAUUAGCAGAAUCUAAUGAAUCGGGUGAUAAGAAUAUGGUAGCAGCUGCAAUUAGUAAAUUAGCUAAUAACAGUGGGGGUAAGUUCUUUAUGGUUAUCUUGGGCUUAGGAUUAGUUAUCUAUGCUGUCUUUGCAGUGGCGAAUGCAUACUACAAGUAUUUUCCAACACCACCACCAACACGACACGAAUAUUACACACAUCAUGUUGUACAUCCAGAACAAGAUAGUCAGAGUUGCUCAUCUAAUGAAGGUAUCCGAUCUAUGGAGGCGUCAGGAUCAUCUAUAAUAAUACCUAUGACAGAACCAAAACAGGAUAAGAAAAUAAUAACAAAAGAAGAUGUAACAACAGCAAGUGAUAUAAAGCAAGACUAUGAAAAAUAUAAAAAACAUAUCCCUUGGCUGACCUUUAUAAGAAGAGAUACAGAGCAAACACCUUCAUCCUCCUCUUCAAAUCACGAUGAUGAAAUAGAUUUAGAGAAGCAAUCAAAAAGUAAUAAUAAGCUUAUUAAAACGACGACGAAUAUAAGUGACGAAAAGCAAAAGAUGAGUUAUCGAGAAAGAAUUAAGUCAUGGUUUUAUUAUCAAAAGUAA